UGUUCUUUCGAUAUCGAUAAAUUUGGACGUCGAUAUAUAUCGUGCAUCCCUAUUGUCAGUCAAAUAACCUGUCAUGUAAAAAAAAAUCUGAUUACAUAUUGGUAACAAAUUUAAUAGCUAAUUUUUGACUCGAAAUGCUUACCAAAUCGUUAGCCACUAGGGCUCUACUAUUGCGAAUUAUAAAAAAUAGCACGGAUAAUCUGAAACAAGCGAAAAGAAAUGCAGGCCAUGGAGUAUGGUCAUACAGGGUGCCUCCGCCCAUGCCUUCUAAAAAGGUCACCUAUAUAACUACUGGUCUUGGGGGUAUAGUCUGGUAUUGGAUACUAUAUCAUAUUGCUACAGAGCCGGAACAUAUAUAUGGAGAGUGGCCAUAUAUUGAUCCUAGUACAUGGACUGAUGAAGAAUUAGGAAUUCCUGAUGAUUCUGUUGGACCACUGAAAAAAUAAAGAGUUUAUGAAGAUACCUGAAUUAUUGAAAACCGUAUAUGGAUAGAGUAGAUUUUAAAGGGUAAUUUUGUGGUAAAUUAAUAAAAUACUUUAUUUACUAUUUAUUUUUUAUUUCACAGAUAAAUAAAAUUGUAAAUAAAAAGUAAGUUAAAAAAGCAAAACGUUUUUACAUUUAUGCCUCGCACGUCAAC
Molecule: messenger RNA, 637 nt
Organism: Diatraea saccharalis (sugarcane borer)
Lineage: Eukaryota; Metazoa; Arthropoda; Insecta; Lepidoptera; Crambidae
Source: the annotation of a GenBank genome assembly